AUGUCAUCAAGCAACAGCAGCAACAUUCAGGAAGUGCAAUUCAUCCUAAGAGGAUUUCCUGAACUGCAUGACUGGCAGUACUGGCUUUCAUUUCCCUUUUUGGUGGUGUUAGUUUUAACAUAUUUUGGUAAUCUGAUUAUUGUAGUAGUUAUAGUGAUGGAACGGAGUCUCCAUGAACCAAUGUACAUCUUCAUUUCCAUUUUAGCAGCAAUAGAUCUUGUCCCCGGUGUCUCCCUUCUGCCUAUUCUUCUAGCGGUGCUAUGGCUUGGUUCACAGUCCAUCCCUUUUGAUGCAUGUUUCAUUCAAAUGUUUGUAGUUUAUCUUCACACAGGCAUGGAAUCAUCAAUGUUAGUUGUGAUGGCAUAUGAUCGCUACAUUGCAGUGUGCAAACCACUUCAAUAUCCAUCUAUUGUAACAAGUGCAUUCAUAAUGAAGUUGAUCUUACUUAUCAUAUUACGAAGCCUCUGUAUUGUAAUACCUAUACCAAUAAUAGCCAGGACACUGAUAUACUGCAAUCAUCACAAUGUCUACAAUGUUUUUUGUGAAUAUUUUUCUGUCAUUAAUACUGCAUGCAACCAUACAGUUAUAAGUGAUAAUUAUUUAACUAUUGGUGUUUUUUUAGUUGCACCAUCUGAUACUAUAUUAAUAGCGCUGUCAUAUUACAUGAUUAUAAGUACUGCUUUAAGUCUGCAAUCAAAAGAGGCUCAGCAAAAAGUAUUUAGCACUUGUAGUCCUCAUCUGAUAGUUAUUUUAUUCUUUUACCUGUCAGGAACUCUAUCAGUAAUUAUAUUUAUUUUUGAAAAUAUGUUUCCACAAUACAUCCGCACCUUGUUUGCAGUCCUAUAUAUUACUGUUCCUCCAGCUUUAAACCCAAUAAUAUAUGGUUUGAAAAACAAAGAGAUCCGAUUGAUGAUAUCAAAAUGUUUUAGAAAGAUUUGA
This is a messenger RNA of Protopterus annectens (West African lungfish), 939 nucleotides long. Its product is annotated as olfactory receptor 688-like. Gene Ontology annotation, cellular component: membrane. Gene Ontology annotation, molecular function: olfactory receptor activity; G protein-coupled receptor activity. Gene Ontology annotation, biological process: G protein-coupled receptor signaling pathway. The record is from RefSeq and is a predicted model, not a curated record. The transcript has a single exon. The coding region runs from base 1 to 939 and encodes 312 amino acids. Lineage: Eukaryota; Metazoa; Chordata; Ceratodontiformes; Protopteridae.